AUGUCUACUGGCCGCAUUGCAAUCGGCCUGUGGUCGGGCCCCGAAAGUGAGGUUGCGGUGAUCUACCUCAAUGUUGCCUUCUAUGAUAUAGUCAGGGCUUUUGGUCUUGCCAGUCAUCGUUCUGGGGGAAUCCCCGAUGACCUGGACCCACUGGUCGGACUUAGAGGGCUCACAGUGAUGGUAGCACUGAGAGACGGCGCUACAGUUGUGUUCAGCAAUACUUUCUAUCGUGUGGACGCUGAAGACACUUUCAUACAGCAACCUGAACCCUCGGCUGUUUUUCAUGUGUUAAAACCGCAUCAAUCAGGACAGGCAUUCGAAUUCCUGAUUGAUGGUAGUCUUAGGCUGGCCUGGCGUACAAGGGCCUUCAAGAGGUUCUGGCAUGCUGUCACGGUUGACGUGGUGGUAUUCACUGAGGACCACGAAGUUCUAUGGAGUGUGAGCGAAGUGGCUCCACUCAGAGCGACGUCCUCACGGGUUGAUCAUUCUGCUACUAUUGAUUUUGACGUCACCGAAGACUGGAGGCAACACUACGUCUCUUUGGCUCAGCAGAAAGUGGCGGCCCUUGAGGCACAUGCCCUGGAGUCGAUCGAUGAGAAGUGA
Messenger RNA from Perkinsus marinus ATCC 50983, 603 nucleotides. RefSeq lists its product as hypothetical. The record is from RefSeq and is a predicted model, not a curated record. The transcript has a single exon. The coding region runs from base 1 to 603 and encodes 200 amino acids. NCBI's taxonomy places the organism in Eukaryota, Perkinsozoa, Perkinsida, Perkinsidae.